This is a messenger RNA of Rana temporaria (common frog), 2852 nucleotides long. It is a transcript of the gene ARMC8, whose product is annotated as armadillo repeat containing 8. Gene Ontology annotation, biological process: proteasome-mediated ubiquitin-dependent protein catabolic process. The transcript has 24 exons. NCBI's taxonomy places the organism in Eukaryota, Metazoa, Chordata, Amphibia, Anura, Ranidae. Gene Ontology annotation, molecular function: protein binding. Bases 5 to 2239 code for a protein of 744 amino acids. The record is from RefSeq and is a predicted model, not a curated record. Gene Ontology annotation, cellular component: GID complex.
CGGGAUGACCAAGAUGGCGUGUGUGCUGGAGCCUCCGCUCCGGAUGAGCGUGCUGUCUUUUACCACUCACUGUGCUUUAUCUAUGGAGAAGCAGCAUUGUCACUCUAGGACAGAGGUCACAGCAAGCAGCCGUCACUAUGUAGACAGACUCUUUGAUCCUGAUCCACAGAAAGUUUUGCGUGGAGUUGUAGAUAUGAAAAAUGCAGUGAUUGGAAACAACAAACAGAAAGCCAACCUCAUAGUUUUGGGAGCAGUGCCAAGAUUAUUAUACUUGCUUCAGCAAGAGACUUCGAGCACAGAACUGAAGACAGAAUGUGCUGUGGUCCUUGGCAGCUUGUCUAUGGGUACAGAAAACAAUGUGAAAUCCCUGCUAGACUGUCACAUAAUCCCAGCUCUGCUGCAAGGUAGCUUGCUGUCAGCAGAUAUCCGCUUCAUUGAAGCUUGUUUGCGAUGUCUCCGCACAAUUUUUACAAGUCCAGUAACUCCAGUGGAGCUCUUGUAUACAGAUGCUACUGUAAUCCCACACCUUAUGAUGUUGCUCAGCAGAUCUCUCUACUGUCAGGAGUACAUCUGCCAGAUCUUCGCCCACUGCUGCAAAGCUCCUGAUCAUCAGACAAUUUUAUUCAAUCAUGGCGUGGUACAAAAUAUUGCCCAUUUGCUAACAUCUGUGUCAUAUAAAGUACGCAUGCAAGCAUUAAAGUGCUUUUCAGUUUUAGCGUUUGACAAUCCCCAGGUAUCAAUGACCCUUGUAAAUGUGCUGGUUGAUGGGGAACUAUUGCCACAAAUCUUUGUAAAGAUGUUACAGCGAGACAAGCCUAUUGAAAUGCAGCUAACAGCAGCUAAAUGCUUAACGUAUAUGUGUCGAUCAGGGGCUAUUCGAACAGAUGAUAACUGCAUUGUCCUGAAAACACUCCCCUGCUUGGUUAGAAUGUGUAACAAAGAGCGCCUUCUAGAGGAAAGAGUAGAAGGUGCAGAAACUUUAGCCUAUCUAAUAGAGCCUGAUGUGGAGCUGCAGAGGAUUGCCAGCAUUACCGAUCAUCUCAUCUCUAUGCUUGCUGACUACUUUAAAUACCCCAGCUCAGUCAGUGCCAUCACAGACAUUAAAAGGCAGCAAGAAACAGGGCAACUUUGCACCGAGACAGACUCAGGAGGAGCUAUAGACGAAUCCUACUGCACUGCAGACUUUCUUACUUUUCCAUUGUCACAAAUGACUCCGCAAUCACAGCUUGUCUCACCCCCAUCUUCAGAGUCCAAACUUGAUCAUGAUUUGAAACACGCCCAUGAGUUGCGACAGGCAGCUUUCAAGCUCUACGCCUCACUGGGAGCCAAUGACGAAGACAUCCGGAAGAAGAUCAUAGAGGCUGAACAUAUGAUGGACCGGAUUGUGAAUGGCUUAUCUGAGACUAGUGUCAAGGUGCGGUUAGCUGCUGUCAGAUGUUUACACAGUUUGUCCAGAUCAGUCCAACAACUCAGGACCAGUUUUCAGGACCAUGCUGUGUGGAAACCCUUAAUGAAAGUUUUACAGAAUGCCCCAGAUGACAUAUUGGUGGUAGCUUCAUCAACCUUAUGUAAUCUUCUCCUCGAGUUUUCCCCUAGUAAAGAGCCUAUUCUAGAAUCUGGAGCUGUAGAACUACUAUGUAGUUUGACGCUAAGUGAGAAUCCUGCCCUGCGUGUCAAUGGCAUCUGGGCUUUAAUGAACAUGGCAUUUCAAGCUGACCAGAAGAUAAAAUCCGACAUUUUAAGAGGUCUAAGCACAGAGCAGUUGUUUCGACUAUUGUCUGAUUCUGAUGUGAAUGUAUUGAUGAAGACACUGGGACUUCUCAGAAACUUGUUGUCUACAAGGCCACACAUAGACCAGAUAAUGAGCACACAUGGGAAGCAGAUCAUGCAAGCAGUGACCUUCAUCCUUGAAGGGGAACAUAACAUAGAGGUCAAGGAACAGACACUUUGUAUACUUGCUAAUAUAGCAGAUGGUACUUCAGCAAAAGACCUUAUCAUGACGAAUGAUGAUAUUUUACAGAAGAUCAAGUAUUAUGUGGGCCAUUCCAAUCUCAAACUCCAGCUGGCUGCAAUGUUCUGCAUAGCAAAUCUCACGUGGAAUGAAGAGGAAGGCUCACAAGAGCGUCAGGAUAAGCUGCGAGAAAUUGGGAUUGUUGACAUUCUGCACAAACUGAGUCAAUCGACAGAUCCAAACCUCUGUGACAAGGCAAAAACCGCACUACAGCAAUACCUUGCAUGAUCUUGGGGGAAAAAAUGUUGGCCUUCCAUACACCACUUAUUUUUCUUACACCACCUCUUUUUCACAUCACCUAUGGAUGAACAAACUCGUCUGGCUCCCUAGUGCACACAGUCACCUUGGACGUCUUCACGCAGUUUGUGACACAUAACGGAGCGGACGUUGCAGAAUGGACUACUUUCUAUAUAACCCUUCCAGCCCCCAAUGGAUUAUUGGUAUUCAUUUCUUUUGUUUUGACAUUUUGGGGGAUUUUCUGAGCUAUUUGGAUUUUUAACGGUGUUGCUGCAAUCUAUUUUGUGUGCGUGGCUAAAUACCUCAACCUCUCAGUUUUUCCUUUCACUGCUUGCACACCUCCUAAGACUUAACAUGCAACAAAACUUGGAUUUUUUUUCUCCAUUUUUAUCCCCCACCAACAGUUUCCCAGGGCAAAGGAUUUGCUGUACAAAAAAAAAAGUUCUAUACAGUUUGUAAAAUGUUAUUUAAUAAAAGUGUAUAAAUAUAAAUAUAUAUAAAUAUAUAUACAUGCACACACGUGCAGGACAAUAAGUGCCCCUAAAGUUUAUGUUAAAUUUUUGAGCGUACAGAUAUUUGUAAGUAAAAUAUAUGAAUUUCUGAA